AGAGUACCAAAAACCAACUCUUUCUUCGACUCCCACGAUCCCUGUUGUGGUGCUUUACUUUUCCUUCUCCUACUCGUGCCAUUACGGUUGUCCUUGUGCCUUUUCUUCCCAUCAAAACACUGCCGCAUCGAAGCACAUACAUACAACACAUCAACACCAAAAAAGAUAGACGCAGGCGGUGAAGGACGGCUCCUCCAAGGAGAGGUCGCUUUUUUCUCUUUUGUUUCCUCUCUUUCCCUUCGUUUCGCAAGAAGCACAUCUUCAUUAUUAUAUUCACAACGUUUCACUGAACAGCAAAAGAAAACAUAGUUCACGUAGCGAACUUCACAUUUACCGUUUCCCAGCACAAAUCCAUGCGACACGAAUAAAAACCCACAACAAGCAUUCUUCUUGCUUCUUCUUCUUCGAAAAGGUAAACUCUGCUGCUGCGAAGACGACUCUGCCGCCUCAACACUGCCUUCUCUCUUUUUUUUUCUUCUGUUGUAUUUUCCUCUACUGGUCGAAGUGUAGCGCGUCUUCAGCGUUUGGUUUGGCUCGUUACGCUGUCCUGCAUUGCUCUCUUCGUUUUCUGUAGCACAAAUUCUGGUAUUUUUAUGUCUUCUUUUCCUUUCUUAAAGCAGUCGUAUUUUUGUUUUUAACAUUGUACAUACACACACGCACAUCCCCGAUCACAAAUCCAUAUAUAUGUCUACGAGCACGCGAAUUGUUUAAAAUUCAUAGCUCUUGCUCUCUUCCUCGCACACUUGACAAAACCACCACAACACCGACACAAUCAUGUUCGAGGAGUCGAAGAUUUUGAUGAUUUUCAAGUCGCUGCGCGACAUUGUAGUAAUUGGCGACAAUGACAUGGUUGUCACCGACAUGAACGAACCCGCCGUUAAGUUCUUCGGGUGGUCGGUGGAUGACGUGAAAGGGAAGAGCAUCACGUUUCUCGUCCCGACCCACCCGCUGGAUGUGCAGGACAACACGGUGACGCUGAUGGCGCGAUUGGCGAACUCGACGGACGUGCCGGUGGUGAUCCAGACGACGCGCGAUCCGCAUGCGACGAUGGUGGCGUGGACGGUGCUGCCGAUCAACCUGCCUCGCGUGUACGAGUUCGGCGUGCACAUGAACAUCCGCGCUGCCCUGACGCCGAAGCUCUCCGUCUCGGACCUCAACUUCGCCAACCGCACCGUUUUUGUGCGUGUCGACUUCAACGUCCCCUUCGACCGCGAAACCGGCGCGAUACGCGAUGACAGCCGCAUCCGCGCCGCCGUGCCGACGAUUACAAAAAUUAUGAGCGACGGCGGCCGCGUCGUGAUCGGGUCGCACCUGGGCCGACCGAAGGCGCCGAACGAGAAACAAUCGCUGCGGCGCCUCCUACCUCGACUGCAGGAGCUGGUGGGCAAGGAUGUUCUCUUCUGCGGCGACUGCGCCAGAGCGAAGCCGGAGGUGGAGAAGAUGAAGAACGGCGACGUGAUGCUGCUGGAGAACCUGCGCUUCAACAAGGGCGAGGACAGCAAGAACACCGCCGUGCGCAACCGACUCGCCGUCGCACUUGCAUCCUUCUGCGACAUUUUCGUGUGUGACGCCUUCGGUACGGUGCACCGCAUGACGGCGAGUAUGACGGGGGUGCCGCGUGUGCUGGGCGCCGGUGUGACGGGCUUCCUCAUUGAGAAGGAGAUCAACGCCAUCAGCAUGGUGAUGCGCGAUCCCGCGCAGCCGCUGGUCGCCAUCGUGGGCGGCGCGAAGGUGUCGGACAAGAUCAACGUGCUCGCCUCUAUCUUCAACUUCGCCCACACGGUGGUGAUUGGCGGUGCGAUGGCCUACACCUUCCUCGAGGCACAGGGGCACACCAUCGGCCUGAGUAAGGUGGAGCGCGUCGUGCGGGAGAAAGGGCGGGAUGUCGACCUGCACAACACCGCGCGCGACCUGAUGGACCUGGCCAAGGCCCGAAAGGUGCGCAUCAUCCUCCCGGUGGACCACAGCUGCGCGAAGAAGUUCGCCGACGCGGAGCCGAUGGUGACCAAGACGGCGGAUAUCCCGGCGGAUUACAUGGGGCUCGACUACGGCCCCAAGACGAUCGAGCUGGUGCAGCGCGCCGUGGCGGAGGCGCGCACGCUUAUUUGGAACGGCCCCGUCGGCGUCUUCGAGUUUGCGCACUUUGCAGCCGGCACGCAGGCGAUUGGAGAGUCGAUCAAGACGAACAAGCACCUCGUCUCCAUCGUGGGCGGUGGCGAGACGGCGGCGGCAACGUCGGCCUACCGCGACUUCAUCACGCACGUGAGUACGGGAGGCGGGGCGUUCUUGGAGCUGCUGGAGGGCCGUGCGCUGCCGGGUCUGAUCUGCCUCACGGCACGUGCCUCGCCGAAGCUGUAG
Leptomonas pyrrhocoris is the source of this 2358-nucleotide messenger RNA. RefSeq names its product putative mitochondrial PAS-domain containing phosphoglycerate kinase. Gene Ontology annotation, cellular component: cytosol. The record is from RefSeq and is a predicted model, not a curated record. Gene Ontology annotation, biological process: glycolytic process; regulation of DNA-templated transcription; gluconeogenesis. Bases 775 to 2358 code for a protein of 527 amino acids. Gene Ontology annotation, molecular function: ATP binding; phosphoglycerate kinase activity; ADP binding. NCBI's taxonomy places the organism in Eukaryota, Euglenozoa, Kinetoplastea, Trypanosomatida, Trypanosomatidae. The transcript has a single exon.